Molecule: messenger RNA, 1639 nt
Organism: Lycium ferocissimum
Lineage: Eukaryota; Viridiplantae; Streptophyta; Magnoliopsida; Solanales; Solanaceae
Exons: 9
Coding region: 575-1345 (256 amino acids)
Molecular function (GO): hydrolase activity
Source: RefSeq, a predicted model, not a curated record
GGACAAUUUGAGCUUCACUUUUUUUUCUUUUAAAGUUAAUGGGGAUCCAUCAAUCAUCAAAAUACAUAAACAAAUGAUUGAAAGAAUGAUAUUUAAAAUUUUCUUUCAUACCAAGUUGGUAUUAUUCCUUUCUUGUUUUCAGUAGUAUUCUUAAAGCUUAUAGUUGUAACAUUUCCUUUUUUUUAUGGCAUAGAUUCUUUAGAACCCUCUUCAGGGGAAUGGACGGAUGAAUUGUUGUUCUAUUUUGAUUCUCUUCUUUACACGGUUGAAAAGAUUGCAUGUUUUUUUUUUCCUUCUGUUUUACACUCCUUUUCAUUGAUGCUUUCUAUAUUUCUUUAUCAGUUUUCUAGGUUGUAUAGGCACAAUUUGCAGCUGUUACACACAUACUUAGUUGUUGUUUUCAUAUUCAGAUGUUUUAUUAUUCCAUUUUGUACCUACUCCUUUGUGUAUAAAUAGGGACUAAAACGUUGUCUUUUCUUCAACUCAGCAUAUAUCACUUCUCAAUUUAUUGUUGUUGAGAGAGUUGGACUUUCAAAACUAUACUGAAGGUUGCAUUUCAUCUGUGAAGACAGAUAUGAGUUACAUAAAUUCUUCCAUGGGCUCUGGAAGUAGAACGGCAAGGAGGCUGGAGUUCGGAAGGACAUAUGUAGUGAGGCCUAAAGGAAAACACCAGGCUACAAUGGUUUGGCUGCAUGGCCUCGGUGAUAAUGGUUCUAGUUCUUCUCAACAGUUGGAAAGCCUAGCCCUUCCUAAUAUCAAAUGGAUAUGUCCAACGGCCCCAACUCGCCCCGUGGCUAUACUUGGUGGAUUUCCUUGCACUGCAUGGUUUGACGGGGGAGAACUUUCUGAUGAUACUACUAAUGAUCUUGAAGGCUUAGAGGCAUCCGUUGCACACAUUGCAAACUUAUUGUCAACUGAACCUGCUGAUGUUAAACUUGGUAUUGGAGGCUUCAGCAUGGGUGCAGCCACUGCCCUCUACUCAGCGACUUGUUUUGCUCUAGGAAAAUAUGGAAACGGAAACCCUUACCCUGUCAACUUGAGGGCUGUCAUAGGCCUCAGUGGGUGGCUUCCAGGUGCUAGGAAUGUGAGGAACGAGAUUGAAGGAUCACAUGAGGCUGCAAGAUGUGCUGCAUCUUUACCCAUUCUACUGUGUCAUGGAAAAUGUGAUGAAGUUGUUCCUUAUCGAUAUGGAGAGAGGGCUUCCUAUGUCUUGAGCUCAGCUGGAUUCCGGAAUCUUCAAUUCAAAGCUUAUGACGGGAUUGGUCAUUACACAGUGCCAAGGGAAAUGGAUGAGGUUUGUAAUUGGUUAACUGCAAGGCUCGGUCUUGAAAGUUCUCGACGAUAAACUCCAUUACAACUAUUUCAUAUUCAACAUAACUGAUGAAAAAAGAAAAGAGGCUUUGUCAUUAUACAAUGCCAAGCAAAAUGGGGAAGCAGUAACAAGGAGGAGUAUACAGAGUUCUCAUGUAGUUAAUACUAUAUAUGCUUUAUGGUGAAUGCUAGGACUUAGUCUUCCAAUUUUGCCUUAAAAUUUUCUGUAUAAUAAAAUUUUGGAUGUGUGUUAUUUUCAUUCACUUGUAGACACAAAUAAUUUGACAUUUUGUUCUCUUCAAUAACAGUUUUGACUUCCAAAAUUAAA